ACCAGUCUUACUUUUACUCUUGCAUCAGACGGUUGCUGCCCAGUUAAGUUGCGUAGGGGACCUCAUUGUCUUCUUUGUGAGUCAAUACAUUUCCCCAGCCACUAAUUGGGUUAGCCCAUUGAAAAGAGAGAAAGCCGCUUUCUUCUGUUGCCAUUAAAAAGUACAUAUUCAGUUCUAUGAUCCUAUUCUAAUCACCCUAUCAAGUUACAUAUCCAAAUUGCGAUUCGUGAAACACUCCGACUUGUUACGUCAGUCGGACAUUCAUUGCCGAAAGAAAAGCAAUAUUUGUAUAUAUACUCUAACGCAUAGAUCAACAGAAGCAAUAGGCCAGACAAAUUUAAAAUGGUUAACGAAUACACCGGGCCACCUGCCCAAGAGCUCGAAACAUUCUUACCCAAAGAUGCUAAAAAUGGGACAUCAAAAUACAAGAUCACUCCGGCGAAAUCCGAUGCGGAAACAGCCAUUAUAGCUUUUGACCCGUUUAAAGAGAGAAAGUGUGAACAUCCUACAACUGAUGGAGAAACGUUAACACAUUUGUUGAAAGCAUCGCUGGGUACUGGAAUUUUGGCAAUGCCAAUCGCUUUUAGCUAUGCUGGUCUUGUGGGAGGUAUUCUGGCUACGAUUAUGACCGCGAUAGUUUGCACCCACUGUGCUUAUGUUCUGGUGAAAUGCGCACAUACGCUAUAUCAGAGAACGAGAAAGACAGCUAUGACAUUUUCGGAAGUAGCAGUAGUUGCACUGGAAAAUGGACCUCAAUGGGGCCGGAAGUUCGCACCAUUCAUUCGUUAUUGUAUCACUUAUGGCCUUUUCAUAACAUACUUUGGAACAUGUUCAGUGUACACCGUCAUUAUCGCCACAAAUUUUGAACAAGUCAUAGAGCAUUACACCGGCACUGAUAUGAGCUUGCGCGUCAUGAUUGCACUUCUGCUGGUUCCAUUGAUUCUACUGUCAUGGAUUCCAAAUUUGAAAUACCUUGCACCAGUCUCGAUGAUUGCCAACGUCUUUAUGUGUGCCGGAUUGGGAAUAACGUUCUAUUAUUUGGUGACUGACAUGCCAGCUUUGUCCGAGCGGCCGAUGUAUGUUUCUGUGUUAAAUUGGCCUUCAUUCUUCGCGAUUGUCAUUUUUGCUAUGGAAGCUAUCGGCGUUGUUAUGCCUUUGGAAAAUCAAAUGAAAACUCCUCAAAACUUUAUCGGUCUGUGCGGAGUACUCAACCAAGGCAUGGCUGGUGUUACCUUAGUUUAUAUUUUAUUGGGAUUCCUUGGAUACGUACGAUAUGGAGAUGCAGCACUAGGCAGCAUAACUCUCAAUCUACCCGUAGAAGAAAUUCCAGCACAAGCCGUAAAGAUUCUCAUUGCCCUUGCUGUAUAUUGCACGUUUGGACUUCAAUUCUACGUCUGUCUGGAUAUUGCAUGGAUUGGUAUUAAAGACAAAUUUAAGAAGAGGCCUACGUUAGUCAACUAUACAAUGAGAACCAUCCUCGUUACAGCAACUGUGCUACUUGCCGUUGCUGUGCCAACUAUUGGACCAUUCAUUGGAUUAAUUGGAGCUUUCUGUUUCUCGAUUCUUGGUUUACUCAUUCCCAUUUUGAUUGAAACCGUUACUUAUUGGGACCAAGGAUUCGGAAAAUUCAACUGGGUUAUAUGGAAAAAUGUAAUAGUUUGCUUUUUUGGCAUAAUUGCCCUAGUAUUUGGGUCUAAAAGUUCAAUCGAAGAUAUCCUCAAGCUAUAUUUUUAAGAAUUCCUUUAGAUUUCACUUAUUUUUUGCUACUGCGCUAUGCGUUGUUGCGAGGCACAAAAAUACGUCCAACUAUGAUUGUACUAAUGCUUAUUUGUACUUAUACUCUCAAGACUUUAGGGAUACAUAAUGAGAUAGGACUAUUAUGCAUAUUGAAUGUAGCUCUUGAUGAGUACGAACAAGCAGGGUGUUUUACAGAAGAUCUUUGAAUACCUUAUGUGCAUUACGUGAUUGUGAUACAAACUAAGACAAGUGCCUAGUUUAAUUCGACAGUGCAAGUUUUGUAAAAACUGCCUAGAAUGAAAAUGGUAUCGUCAAAUAUGCGAUAACAACAUGUAUUAAGUGUGUUUCUUACUCAAAUAAACAAAAAAAAUAAAUAAAUACACUUAUUAAAACCCACCAUAAACUA
This is a messenger RNA of Ochlerotatus camptorhynchus, 2143 nucleotides long. RefSeq names its product pathetic (gene path). The record is from RefSeq and is a predicted model, not a curated record. The coding region runs from base 343 to 1734 and encodes 463 amino acids. Gene Ontology annotation, biological process: amino acid transmembrane transport. NCBI's taxonomy places the organism in Eukaryota, Metazoa, Arthropoda, Insecta, Diptera, Culicidae. The transcript is spliced from 8 exons. Gene Ontology annotation, molecular function: L-amino acid transmembrane transporter activity.